Sycon ciliatum is the source of this 4095-nucleotide messenger RNA. Its product is annotated as TGF-beta receptor type-1-like. The transcript has 10 exons. The coding region runs from base 789 to 3110 and encodes 773 amino acids. Gene Ontology annotation, molecular function: ATP binding; transmembrane receptor protein serine/threonine kinase activity. Gene Ontology annotation, cellular component: plasma membrane. The record is from RefSeq and is a predicted model, not a curated record. Lineage: Eukaryota; Metazoa; Porifera; Calcarea; Leucosolenida; Sycettidae. Gene Ontology annotation, biological process: cell surface receptor protein serine/threonine kinase signaling pathway; protein phosphorylation.
GACGACCACACAGCCAUCCGACGGGAGGUAGAUCUACUGAGUGGAAGAGCUGCCAGCUCCACUACUACAGAGACUAGAGCGACCACAGAGGCGAGAUGCUGCUGCUACAGCCGGCCAUGUAGACUUGUAAAAACGCAGUAGCGACCCAGGCCAGGCGCAAACAGCUAUGUAUCCGAGCAGGCAACAGUUUGGGAGAAAUUCAGAACCAAGAGCGGCAGCGAUAAAGAGUCCUCGUGCCGAUUAAAUAUUUCUGGCUCUUGCCUAAGGGUACUUUCAGACUACUGUCUGUAUAGCGUAUUACUGAUCAAAAGUAUCCUGAGGACGCCAGUACUACAGUAGAGAUGGUACCAGUCGGCGGCAGUGACUUGCAAGACGAUUGAUUGCACGGCGAUUUCUCGUCCACAUAAUUAUUUUGAGCGGCAAGGUUCAAGGAGGGGAUUGCAACAAUUGUUGCGGUGCUGCCGGCGAAGAGACAGCGGAGUCCAAGCCACGCUGAGGCUACCGGUCGUAUCGUUGAUGCAGCGAACGUUUGCAUGCAGACGGUUACUCGGCCCACCGUCAUUCAGACUUGACCGACGACCGUCCCACACACAUCGCCGAGUGGCUGUGCUCCGUAACGCCAUUAGUCAAAUUUUACUAGUAGUAGUAGUGCCGUCAGUCCGGGUCGGUAGCCAUUGACCAUCGACAGGGCGCACCGCCGGCGGCGAUCACUCGAUCGACGACUACAGUCCAGAAUAGGCGUGACCCGAGUUGACUGUUGCGCUCACAACCGUGGCUACUAGUCGGCAAUGGCAAGCUUACGGCUAAACCCGAAGUUGGUGGCAGGUGGUGCAGUACCUGCUGGAGCAACGGAUGCCAGCAAGUGUGUCAGACCAGCUUAUAAUCACUGGAACACAAUCAGAUGUCCGCACACUGGUGGAGAUAAGGAAUACUGCGAGGACCAGUUUUGCGUAGCAAGAAAUAUCAACGGGAGUAUCUCAUUCGGCUGCACCGGCUUUGUUUCUUUUUUCGGAGAGAAUAAACAGUGUAGUCUAGCUUAUAAAUACAACCCUGGAGGCGAUCCAAUCAUCUUCUGUUGUUGUACAAAUGGCUGUGCAGAUCAUCAUUUUGCUUUACUCACUGACAAGCCCUUUCCUUCGGGCCUCUUGCCGUUCCAGGCUCCGUCCGAUCGGUACUACUUUAACCCGGACAUUGCCUGGCCCGUUCCUCCCGUUCCGACAAAUAGCACUGUGAACCCCACAGCGUCCACGAACACAGCACUGCGGAACACAACAGCAUUCCAGAACACAACAGCACUCCGAAACACAACAGCAUUCCAGAACACAACUGCACUCCCAACAACAUCAACACUCCCAACAACAACACCACUCCCAACAACAACACCACUCCCAACAACAACAACAACAACAACAACAACAACAACAACACCACUCCCAACAACAACGCCACUCCCAACAACAAAACCACUCCCAACAACAACAACACCACUCCCGUCCACCGUGUUUCCGUCCACCGCGUUCCCGACCACCGCAGGCACCAUCUCGGGACCGUUGCCAAACCCGCUGACCACGUUCGCCGUUGCAACUAUUGCUCCUCUGGCUCUCAUCGUUGUCAUACUUCUGCUGGUCGUGCUGGCAAUCUGCAGAAAGAGUUUCCGGCCAGCCAAGGGAAAUGGCGUCUCACCUGGUACAGGCAAGAAAGUGGAUGUUGUUGAGACGGGUUCUAGUGCUGGUCUAUCAAGUGGCAGAGGCGGUAAUACCCGUAUGGUUGCUCGCAGCCUGGCUGACAUGAUUGAGUUAGACCGGACCAAACCGCUGGGCUCGGGAGGCUACGGAAAUGUGUAUCGGGGCGUCUGGCAAGACCGUCAAGUUGCAGUCAAGGAGUUCACCGACGAACGUGCUUUCCACUGGGAGCAUGACCUUCUCUCCAGCUUCAAUCUGUGUCACAGCAGCAUCAUUGACCUGUACGGUGCAGACGUCCGUAUCAAUGAGUUCCUUCCCACCCAAUACUGGCUAGUUAGCCAGUACUACCCAUGUGGGUCUCUGCUCGACUACCUCAGGACGUCUGCGUUUGCUGGCAAUGGCGACAGCAAGAAGCACUCCGUUCCGGGGCCGGGGGGCGAUCAAGGAGAGUGGAACGAUGCUACCCAGAGAGCUGAGAUUCAGCCGCGCCAUCGCGAGACCAUGUUCCAGCUGAUGCAGAGCCUGAUCAGCGGUAUCGAGUACCUGCACUCUCGCUCGCCGGCCACGAACAUCCUGCGAGGCUCACGUCCCACGCACAUGGACAGACGAGUGACGAUUGCCGCCGCUGGUGGGGGUAACUAUGGCAACCGAGCUGAGGAUGGUCAGAUGCACAUUGUCACCACAGCCAAACCGGUCAUCGCACAUUGUGAUAUCAAGUCGGCCAAUGUGCUCGUACGCAAAGACGGCACGUGUUGUAUUGCCGAUUUCGGUCUGGCCGUCUUCAUGGACCCGGGCACGGAGCACAUCCACCGACCAACUCACCUGGCUAAGCAAAAAGGAACCAAUCGCUACCUGUCUCCAGAAUGUCUGAGUGGUACCGACGGUAGCAGCAUGGAGUCCUAUUUGCAAGCGGAUAUUUACUCCCUGGGUUUGGUCUUGUGGGAGAUUGCCAACUCCUGUCCUACUGCCAGCAAUCCGCAUGCCGCACACUCCCUGCCUUACCAGCACAAGCUGAGUCACGGCAGCCCUACUAUGGACGAGGUCAAAGAAGUCGUGUGUGACAGCAGACUGCGACCACUGGUGCCGAAAAGCUGGAGCAGAGAUAAGUUGUUGCAGCAAAUCAGUGUGCUACUGGAGUCAUGCUGGAGCCAUGAGCCACACAGCCGACCCUGCAUCACCACCGUCAAGUCCAGCCUGGAACAGCUACGUGCAGCCGGGCAGCAACAACGUAGCAACAACCCCGGCAAUACCAGCUCGGUCGUCACGCCGACUGCAUUCAAAGUGGAGCUCGCCAGCGGCGGUACUCCAGAGCGCGUAACCAUGGUAACAAAGACUGACACCGAGAGCGUCGUGUCCACAAUGUCUGACCCGCUUCACCUCGGUCCACCGCCGUUCUUGGGAGAGGGUGCAGACGAGCUGAACGUCUGAAGGUCGGAUACCACGUCAAAGUGCCGCCUGCUUGUAACCGGGAGCCGUACUCACACCCGGGUGCCUCGCUCAGCCCCGUAAACACCAGCGUGUAGGCGCGGUGGCACGCGUCCCGGCCCACAGAGUACCGGGUGGCCACCACCUCCACCACCACCGCCGGUGUCGUGGAAAUCAUUGGACGAGUCCCACGCAUGUCACUGUCCUGUAUCUAAUCAACAGAAUAAAUUAUGCUCUCUCUACGUAACUCGGCCCACAUAGUACCAGGUAGCCACCAUCCCGCCACGAACACCGUUGCAGUGGAACCCAUCUGACGAGUCCCACCGAAUUCGACCGGCCCGGCAUCCAAUCAACAGCUUCUCACGGUUCUCGCCGUGGACAUGUUGUUUUUGAUUUUGAUUUAUUUCAGUUCCUUGCCUCAGCAAUACACUGCGGCACAACUUCAAGGAGAGAUAUGUAUGAUGUAUAUCUUCUACGAUCUGCCACUAGCUGUAACCAUGGUAGCAGCAGAACGAAAUGGUCACAAUUCCUAUAUUAGUAUAAUCAGAGGUACAGACUCUACCCAUAAUGGAGAGACUUUAAUUAUACAUUUAUUCUCCAAGAUGCAUCGACCUCUCGGUCUAGAGCUGUCACAACUUAGUUUGACUAACUUUAUAACCAUCCUAUUCUCACCGUCUCAAUAGGCAAGUCUGAAUUAAUUUAAAGAUAUGAGUCACGAUUGAGAAUGUGAAGUGAUAUUGUCUGUCACGUUUUGUACACUGUUUUUAAAGGCAAGUAACUGUUCAUGUCAUUUUCAUGUUUGACUUAAAAAUCUCGGAUUUUGAGUUUUUUGCACUCCAUACAUAAAUUUUAUUUUCAUCAUUUUAUUGGUUUGGUGAGACUCCCAUGAUAGGUAUCCAUUUACCUCUGGAGAAUCCGUAAAUAAAUAAACUACAGCUACUAUGUGAUCAUGAUAUGUACGUACAUGAUUGUAUUGUGCUAUUCUGUG